Paramisgurnus dabryanus is the source of this 1439-nucleotide messenger RNA. The record is from RefSeq and is a predicted model, not a curated record. NCBI's taxonomy places the organism in Eukaryota, Metazoa, Chordata, Actinopteri, Cypriniformes, Cobitidae.
AGCGGAAGUUUCGAGAAAGCGGUCCGUCGCUAAACAAGGACCGCCAACCGAGUUUAGAAAACAGACGCGCUUGCUUCUGGAAAAUAAAUAUUUAUAUUUGCUUUAAAACUAUGCCACCGGGUAAGAAUUUGAGGAGGAGGAAAGAGGAUUCAUCUGAUGAGGAAGACGAUGAGACAAAAGCUGUGGUCAGGUCCAAACUGGAUGAAGCUAAGGAGCUUCAAAGUCUAAGGAAGAGACAGCAUGGAGUGAGCAUUACAGCGUUACUCGUUGGAGAGAAGCUUCCUUUAGAAGCCGAGCUUGAGGACGACCCAUUUAAACUAAAAACAGGAGGUGUUGUUGACAUGAAGAAAGUGAAGGACAGAAAUCGAGACAUGACAGCAGAUGAAAAUGACCUGAAUCUUGGUACAUCUUUCUCUGCUGAAACUAACAGACGAGACGAAGAUGCAGACAUGAUGAAGUACAUUGAAACAGAGUUAAAGAAAAAGAAAGGCAUGGUGGAGGCAGAAGAACAGAGUAAAGUAAAAGUGAAGAAUCCGGAGGACCUUCUGUAUGAGCUUCCUGAGAACAUCCGUGUCAAUUCUGCUAAGAAGACAGAAGAGAUGUUGUCCAAUCAGAUGUUGAGCGGAAUUCCAGAGGUGGAUUUGGGGAUUGAUGCAAAGAUAAAGAAUAUCAUCAGUACGGAGGAAGCAAAAGCAAAGCUGCUUGCUGAGCAGAGGAAUAAGAAAAAAGACAAUGGGACCUCAUUUGUUCCCACUAACAUCGCUGUCAAUUACGUCCAGCACAAUCGCUUCUAUCACGAAGAUGUAAACGCACCCCAGAGACGAAACAAAGUAGAAGAGCCCAAAGCCAGGCCAAUGCGAGUAGGAGACACUGAGAAACCAGCACCUGAGGCAACACCACCCAAUUAUCGUAAGAGACCAAAUAAUGAAAAGGCAACAGAUGACUACCACUAUGAGAAAUUCAAAAAGAUGAACAGACGAUACUAAGUUUCUACCUUUAUGUGAAAACUGGCUGACCCCUUUUUUUUUUUUUUCAUUUAACAGAAAGAAAAUGUAGAUAUUUUUACUCUAUUUAAAAUUGUCCUUCUCUUAAAUGCUUUUUUUUACAAUAAAACAUACCCCCCAAUAUUGCUCAUCUUUAGAAAUUAAUAUCAUGCACUGUACAACAUUUCAGUGUGUUGUGAAAUGUUUUUAUAUAAUUGUGUUUUUAUUACCACUUCAUAUUAAUGAAACUUUUUUCUUAGUAAAGGUCAUUUUUAUUGGACAGAAAACUUGUCAAUGAAAUAACAAAAGCAAUAUUACUGACUGAAAACACGUGACCAUGUCUAAGGUUUUGGCUCUGAGGUCUUUGUAACAAACUAAACUUGUAAGGUAGUCUAAAGGUUGCACAGCAUUUAAAAUAUAUAAACUAAUAAAAAAUUAGAUUUGUUGAGAACACUU